UCAGUUUGUUCAUUCAAGAUCGCAGAGAUGGAUGUGUUGAAUUGAUAUCAUACAUGUAAAUUGUUUUUAUUUUGUGAAGAAGUGAUUGUGGUUAACAAAAUGGGUUUAAAUUCUCACUUACAUUAAGCGUUUAUAGUGAUAUAGUUUAUAUAUUAUUUAUAACGGAUGUAAAUCGAAAUACUUUGUAGAGUGUGUAAUAAAUAGUGUAAUCAUCAUGCCGGGUCUUAUUGGUAUUGGUGAAUUUAUUGACGAAACUCGAGAGGAUUACAGUUCGCCAACUACUUCGACAUUCGUAUCGCGUAUGCCACAAUGCAAACAGACCAUUAACGCAUUGGAGGAGACCCUGGAUUUUGAUCGCGAUGGACUAACAAAGCUCAAAAAAGCAAUAAAAGCCAUACACAACUCAGGGAAUGCCCACGUGGAUAAUGAGAUGUACCUGUCCCGGGCGCUGGAGCGUCUCGGAGGAAACGCGCUCAGCAAAGAUUCGGAACCCGACAUAGGAGCCGCUUUUUUCAAAUUUGCGGUCGUCACCAAAGAACUGUCAGCACUCAUGAAGACACUGAUGCAAAAUAUAAACAAUAUAGUGAUGUUCCCUGUGGAUAGUCUCUUGAAGGGUGAUCUCAGAGGUGUGAAGGGGGACCUGAAGAGACCGUUCGAUAAGGCAUCCAAAGACUACGAGUCAAAGUACCUGAAGAUUGAGAAGGAAAAGAAGUCACAAGCGAAGGAAGCCGGCCUCAUAAGGAGUGAAGUCACAUCGGCUGAGAUAGCUGAUGAGAUGGAGAAAGAGAGAAGAUUGUUUCAGCUGCAAAUGUGUGAGUACCUGAUAAAGUUUAAUGAAAUAAAAACCAAGAAAGGCAUAGAACUGCUUCAGCACCUGGUGGAGUACUAUCACGCACAAACUAACUAUUUCCAAGAUGGUUUAAAGACUAUCGAACACUUCGGUGUGUACGUAGCGGAUCUUAGUGUUCAAUUGCAGAAGAUAAGACAGCAGCAAGACGACGAGCGAAGAAGAUUAUUGGAGUUGAGGAACAUGUUGAGAGCAGCUACACCGCAAGAUAGAGAAGCGGCGGCUGCAGUGGGCGGAUAUUCACUUCACCAAUUACAAGGUGACAAACAGCAUGGAGUCACACGGAGCGGUUAUCUUCUUAAAAAGUCGGAAGGUAAAGUUCGAAGGGUCUGGCAAAAGAGAAGAUGCAGAGUCACGGCUGAGGGUUUCUUGGACAUAUUCCACGCGGACGAGAAUAAAACUCCGGCCAGGGUCAAUCUGCUUACGUGCCAGAUAAAAGUGGCCUCGGAGGAUAAAAGGGCGUUUGAUCUAGUCUCAUAUAAUCGUACGUACCAUUUCCAAGCUGAAGAUGAGAACGAACAGCGUACUUGGACCUCGGUCCUCGUGAAUUGUAAGGAGGGAGCUCUGAUGAGGGCCUUCCACCAACAGGCUGGUGAGAGUAAUGACAAUGGACACUCACUACUCGAUCUCCAGAGAUCAAUCAUCAGAGCAGUGAGAGCUAUGCCAGGGAAUCAAGUCUGUGCUGACUGCGGUUCAACUAAUGAUCCCACGUGGUUGUCAACGAACUUUGGUGUGAUAGUGUGUAUAGAAUGUUCUGGAAGCCAUCGCGAACUCGGAGUACAUAUAUCAAGGAUACAAUCUCUGACACUGGACAGACUGAGCACCUCACAGUUGCUGAUAGCAAGGAACAUGGGCAACCAGACGUUCAAUGAAGUCAUGGAAAACACAUUGGAUGAAAGAGAUAAACUCACACCAGAGAGCACCAUGGAGGAGAGACUGAGGUUUAUACGGGAAAAGUACGUGUAUAGAGCGUGGGCGGGCAGGACUUGUAGAGAUGAAACAGAGAGGCUGUCGGAAGUGGAACACGCCGUUAACAACGGACACUUACAGAACUUACUCCAGGCUUAUGCUGAAGGCGCUGACUUGAGUUCAGCUCUGCCCGGUUCUGAUUGCGGUGAAACAGCGCUCCAUCUGGCGAUAUCUCGAGAAAUCGGCGACGGGUCAGGUCUGCACAUAGUGGAUUUUCUGAUCCAGAACGGCGGUUCACUGCUGGAUAAGACCACUUUAUCUGGGAUGACGGCAUUACACCUGUGUGCAGCAACGGACAGGGCGGAGGCCAUGAAAUUGCUGCUGAAAGCCGGUGCUGAUACCACGCCGAAAGAUAUCAAUGGAAGAACAGCUCUGUACAUCGCGAGACAACUUGGACACCACGCUUGUGUGGAAUUGUUGGAAAGCGUUGAUAAAAGGGAAAAGAGUAUAUUCGAAAAUAUUAAUAUUGAUUGGAAUUUGUCACACGACGAUGGCUCCACAGACUUCUCUGACGAUGACACUGUCAUCGAUGAAAGGCAAAACGGCAGCGUUACUCCGGAGAAAAAGUGUCCGCGUUCCCGCCCGCCGUCAUACGCUGGUACGUGUGGAGGCGACUCCCCUGUACUACGAUCAAGAUCCUCAACCUGCGACUCCCUCCACCACGCACCGCCAACCCCUACCACGCUACCGCGAAAACCCAACUAUAAUAUAGGCAGUUUAAAAAAGCGUGUCGCCCCCCUUCCCCCCGCGGUGUCCGUGUCUCACCCCCCCUCGCUGGCUGCUCUGCCAUCACACGCGAGAUCCACACCAUCGCCAUCCGCUGACAACACCAGGUCCAUACACGGGACCGGUGCAGCGCCGGCAGUGAAGCCGCGACCUCAACAGCCGCCGCCCACGCCGCCGCCCGUGUCACUGCACAACGGAGCCCAUAGGGACGAACCGACACCUCCGCCCAGGAAGAAGAAAAAUAGAUUGCACCUGGAAAAUGCUGUGAAAGGAAAACUUAAAAGGGAAUGUUCUAGUCAAGAUUCAUCGUUGGAGUUAUGUGAUAUAUCUGAUGGCUUGGACGACAGUAGGCUGCAGUCAUGUCUGUCGGACAGUUCUAGAUCUCGUGAGAGAACGAGACGCAGCGACAGGUCCCUAGAUGUGUCAGACACUUCCAGUCUUCACUCGAGGUCACCUUCCACUUCUAUAACUAUGUUUCAGAUGGGUGGAGGUAUGAGGAGGUGCCGAGCGCUAUACGACUGUUCUGCUGAUAAUGAGGACGAGCUGUCGUUCAGGGAGGGCGAGGUCAUAGUCGUCAUCAACGAACGAACCGAAGACGACAACUGGAUGGAGGGACAGGUCGAGGGGACCAGCCGCCGCGGCAUGUUCCCCGUCUCUUUCGUACACAUGCUGCCUGAUUAGUGCGAGCGAGACGGCUAUAUGUCCCUCAGUUCAUAUCAGUUAGAAAUGUGUUCAACCUUAACAGCUCAGUAGAUGUAUUGACUAAUGUUUCAUCUUCGCUCUUAUAACGUACGAUGUAAAGAGUUCUAGACCGUUUCUAUGUAUAGGGUCUUUUUGGUAGUAUUUUUUUAAAUGUUCAUUCCGAUUAAAUAAAAAAUAUAUAAAUAAUAGUAUGUUUGGCCUAAGCUUCGUCGUUCAUAUAGAGCUGUAGGCUUUUAUACUAUAGAAGGUUUUAUAAUAUACAUAUGUUUGAUUGCACAAGAUUUGUUCAAACGCAACAUGCUUCAGGACACACAGGGCCACAAUGUGAUAUACCAGCACAAAACAUUGUUUUUAUACAUGAAUUUUAAUAUAUAUAUAAAAAAGAUUUUAAACAUUUUAUCAUCUGUUUAUACAGUUUUAACAGAUUAAAAAAAUGUUUUACUAGUUGAUAAUAAGAUUCGAAGCGCUCACAACAGAUAAUGCUUUAGUCUUGUUAAGAAUCGUGCCACCAUUUUAUAAGUGCCAGGACAAACUCCGUCCCGAAACGGAUUUUCUUUUCGAUUAAUUGUUUUUUUUUUAAUAUUUUAAUUUGUAUAUAAUAUAUAUCUAAAAUCGUGUAAGAUACCACUUUGAUCUGACACCAAAUGCUCAAUGAAAGCAACGGUUUUAAGGCCAAUUCUCAAUAUUAAUAUCUAUAUAGAUUAUUGUAUUGUACAGCUCAGAUAGUGAUUGCCAAAAAAUAUAUAUAUAUGUGAUUCUGUAGUCGGAGUAAUAUAUUAUAUGAUCGACAAACUAUUGGACCAGUGAAUGUUUGUUGUGUAGUUGUUCAUGUAGUGACUAGAUUGUUGGUACAUGUUGUCUAGAUUUAUCUAAUGCAUCUAUAGGUCCUGCACGGUUGUAUUAUUUGAGAGAAUUGUUUCACAAUCUGACAAUAACAUAUGUUUAUGUAUAAUGGAAGGGAUUAUAUAAAUUCAGUAACAAUGAAGGCCUGUAGAUAGCAUCGAUACUAUUGUUAUUAAUAUAAAAUUUUAUCGAUUCAAAAACGCGUAUAAUUACUAAGUACCACAUUCCUGUGUAAUUUAAUUUUUUUUUUAAGUUCAAUAUACCUAUGUAGAAUAGUGAAACAUAACUUGUAUAGUUACCCUUAUUAAAGCGCGUUGCCAUAACCUAGUAUUAUUUUAUUUACGCCAAUUUAUUGAAAACUAAAACAACAUACAGUCUCAUUAUUAACAAACAGUUAUUUUUUAUUUAUUUAAAAUAUAAACUGAAUUUGUACAUAGAUGUUUCCUAAACAGAUAUAAUACGCUUUUCUAAUUUAUUAUAAACUAUUAUCGCUAUGAGAUUUGUUUAUUUCUCUUAAUAUAAAUAUAUAUAAAAAAAAAGAUAUUAAUGUAUUUAUUCAAUAGUGUAAAACUAAUGUGAUGAAUAUUUAAAUGCCAUUACAGUCAAUAUUUUAUUAAAUAUCAUAAUAUCAGUUAUUAAGUUUAAACAGAGUUCAUUUUCUUUGAACAAUAAUGUUUUGUGAUUAAUGAUUGAUUCAUCCAGAGAAGUAUGAUCGGUUCUGGGCCUAAUGUAUUUCUUGUUUAAAAACUAUGUAACCAAAUGAUGCUAAUAGCCAGUAAGAAGUUUUAUCUGUAUUGUAGUAUGAGUAUGGGAUGAAGUUGUAGUUGAGAUAGUUUUUUCUAUUGUGUAUAUUAUCUAAAUGAAAUCUGUAACAAUUUAUUAUUACAUCAUUUCGAUGUCUU
Danaus plexippus (monarch butterfly) is the source of this 4989-nucleotide messenger RNA. It is a transcript of the gene Asap, whose product is annotated as arfGAP with SH3 domain, ANK repeat and PH domain-containing protein. Gene Ontology annotation, cellular component: cytoplasm. Gene Ontology annotation, biological process: regulation of DNA-templated transcription; positive regulation of GTPase activity. The record is from RefSeq and is a predicted model, not a curated record. NCBI's taxonomy places the organism in Eukaryota, Metazoa, Arthropoda, Insecta, Lepidoptera, Nymphalidae. The transcript has 17 exons. Bases 215 to 3223 code for a protein of 1002 amino acids. Gene Ontology annotation, molecular function: protein binding; GTPase activator activity; sequence-specific DNA binding.